AUGCACCUGCGGGAGGGAAGGAUGAGAACGGGAAACGGGGAGUUUGCACAAGAUGGCAGCACGUGCUGGUCAGCGGUUAGGCAGGAGAUUGUGGGGGGGCAUGAAGCCAAGCCCCACUCCAGACCCUACAUGGCAGCCCUGAAAGUUUCCGGUCGUUUCCACUGCGGGGGGUUUCUGGUGGCCCCAGACUGGGUGAUGACCACCGCUCACUGCAUGGGGGACAUCAGCGUCAUCCUGGGAGCUCACAAUUACCGCAUCCCGGAGGCCUCCCAGCAGAUGUUUGCAGUUGAAAGCUACCAUCCGCACCCAGAAUACGACAGCAGAUAUGUGCCAUACAACGACAUCCUUCUCCUAAAGCUGAGCCACAAAGCCAAACUGAAUAAAUACGUCCAGGUGAUCCCCCUGCCCAAGACCAACAGCGACAUCCCCACGGACACCAAGUGCAUCGUGUCGGGAUGGGGCUACAUUGACCAAGAUGUAGCAACUUACAAGCUCUUCGAGACCAACGCCACUGCCCUGAGCCGGAGGAAAUGCCUCCUGUUCUACCCAGAGCUCAGCGACAGCUACCACAAGCUCAGGGACGUCAACUACGGGGACUCCGGUGGCCCUUUGGUCUGCAACGGGGUGGCCCAGGGGGUCGUCUCCUACGGUUUCCAGUUCCCUCCCUCGGUGUACACUCGUGUCGCCCACUACCUGCCCUGGAUUCGAAAGACCAUGGGGCAGUGACCGGAGAAGAAGAUGCUACAACUUCUCCAGCAUCUGCAUGGCUUUUCUCUCCCCCGGGGCGUUCCCUGGAACUGUAGGGAUAACAACGCAGGGUCCACCAACUUCUCCUUUUGGGCUGCCCCUUUCUCUACAUUUAAAUAUCAUCAUUAGUGGAUCCGAACUUUUCCCCCUCCCGCCCCCGGAAGAACAUACAAGGCUUAAUCUUGAGCCCCUCGCCAAGUUUUUACACGGGCAAACCUCGCAGGUUAGCCUGGGUGAGGAGGGAGCAAAAACAUGGCAAGGAACUCAGAUUUGGCCCAAACGGGUUGGAACAAAGCUUUCCUCAGCUCCCUCCUGGGUCAGAACACACACGAAUCCCACGAUGCUCGGGAGUGUUUCACAGCACAUGGAUUUUGACGGGGUUCAGACACCCAAUUCAAAGGCUUUUUGUUGGGAAAUGCUGACUCAUCAAAACCCAAACUGUCUGUGGCUGAGGGACCUCCCGAUAGAAAAUAUUAGGAUUUUUGUUUCUAGAUUGCAGAAACUGGCGAUUUUGACAUUUUCUAGGUGGAUCGUUUCGGGUUUGGGGUUGACGCCACUUUUCAUUUUGAAAUUUUAAUUAACUGAAAUGAAAGGAAAGAUACUAUUUUUUUUUAAAUCAAAAAUGAAAUGUUUUGAAAUUAACCAACUUGUUUCAGUUGACCAGAUCUGAUUUUUUUUUAUUGCAGAUGAUCAGUUUGCACAAAUUCGCAAGAUUCCCACUUCCCACCCCAAUUUGAGAUGGGCCUUCCCCCUCCCCUCCACCCCCUUGAAAAUUGGGGUGGGACGAGAACACCAUUUCCUCCCCACUUCUGUAGUUCCUUCCCCCUCACUGCCCCAUUUCUUCUUUGCCCCUGCAGCGCUAGAGUGUAACAAGCAAGACAAUAAACAAGCUCCCG
This is a messenger RNA of Malaclemys terrapin pileata, 1643 nucleotides long. Its product is annotated as mast cell protease 1A-like. The coding region runs from base 1 to 726 and encodes 241 amino acids. Gene Ontology annotation, biological process: proteolysis. Gene Ontology annotation, molecular function: serine-type endopeptidase activity. Lineage: Eukaryota; Metazoa; Chordata; Testudines; Emydidae. The transcript has 5 exons. The record is from RefSeq and is a predicted model, not a curated record.